CACAAUGAUCAUGGCAAGAAGGUGAAACUUCACAAGGAAAAAAGGACUGUAUAAAUCACUAGUGUUUAUCAAACGAUUACAUUUUGGUUAUGGAUGAAGAGGAAAGCCCCCGACCCCGAGUUCAGAGCCUUCCGUCUGACUACAGUGAUGUCCAGCCUGAGUCUUAUGACCCGGAAUUCAUCAGCCACAUUAGCAGCAAAAUGCAGGUGCCCUACAAUCUGGUGGGGGUGGAGGGGGUGAGGGCGGAUAACAUGAAGGUCCCAGACAGAAUCAUGGUGGCAGGUGAAGGGAAGCACUUAGGAGGAAGACAAGGCUUUCAACAGCUGGACUUUGAUAAAGCGACGCCUUACGUGAAUUAUGUUGGACUACAGACCCCACCCAGGACCCUAACUAUGGAGGAAGCAUUAAACUUCCCCUUACUAGAGGACAGACAAGAAGAGGAAAGAGAACAAAACAUGUCACAAAACCAUCCCCGCACAUAUGUACCUAAUGGGGAGCUGAGCUCAAGACAACCUCAACCCUUUAUCCCAGGGGAUUCCAUUAAUGAGUCACUUUUAAUGAAUGAUUUAGAUGAGAAUACGCAGCUAAGAAACGCAGUGGCAAAGCUGACUCGCCGUGUAAAGGACUUAGAGGACAAUGAUAAAACGAGAUCUUAUAUAUUGUACCCUACUGUGAUGGUAUUGUCAUUAAAGCUUCUGUAUGAUGUAUUUAUAAAGUCCAAAUGACUAUAUGGAAAAAGGCGUCCAUAAGUCAUAAAGGGACAUUGAUUCUUCAGUAAACAUUCAUAUUAAUGUGUAAUUUUAAAAACACUUUCUUUUCAUUUUUAUUCAGAAAAAAUAUUUACAUGUAAAUAUUAAAUGCUACAUUAUGUUACAUAGUCAAUACAUCAUGAGGACCAAAAAGAUGGCACAAUGUACCAUGAUAUUAUACAAGGCAGAAAAGAUGCAGUUUAUGUACUAUACAUGUAUGUCAUUUCCCCUAAUUUGGUCUAAUGUAUUGUGUAAAUAUAUAUGUUUAUUUUGUUUCCUUUAACAUUAAGUAUGCUGUGUUGAUACUCUGUAAAGAUUAUUUUUGCCUUAUAAUAAUAAUGAAGUUUGUGUACAUAGCAUACAUGUAUGUUUGGUGUACAUAACUAAUUCAGUGUUUGGUGAUGAGCUAGUCUAGUGAUCUACAAACAAGUUUUCUCUAUUUUUAAUAUGUGUGGUAGGUCAUUGACAGGUUAAUUUUGAAUGCUUAUAAAAGAGUUUUUUUUCUCUCGUCAUUUGAUAGAUUUUAAGUUUCUUGUUUUUCUCCUAUUAAUUUUUGAAAAUGUUUGAUUCAAGUUCAUUAAUCAAAUGACAGGGGAAAUAACUCUUAUCUUUCAUUGCAGUUUUUCUGUCCUGACAAAGAAAUAUAUUUUCUGAUUAUGUUACACAUAAAUGCUUCAUUAUGACAUAUUCAUUUCAAUUAAAUGUUAUCAUGUAUGAUCA
Molecule: messenger RNA, 1469 nt
Organism: Saccostrea cuccullata (small rock oyster)
Lineage: Eukaryota; Metazoa; Mollusca; Bivalvia; Ostreida; Ostreidae
Product: mitochondrial fission factor homolog A-like
Exons: 4
Coding region: 90-725 (211 amino acids)
Source: RefSeq, a predicted model, not a curated record